AUGGCGUCGCGGCCGAAUCACAUCGACCUGAGGGCGACCUCUUCGGCUUCCAUGGCCACCAGCAUCUCCCGUCCGCUUAGGUCGCCGCGAUUGCAUGUUGCUGGAGACGUUCCUCCUGCAUUGUCACCCCUCGAUGCGUUCGCCGCCCAGAGUCGACUGCUCGCGAAGCAGCUGGAGCAGAGCUCCAAAACAGGCAGGAGGAUGAGCCGACUGCCACCGCUAACUACAGAAAGCCCCUUGGUUGUUCAGGGCCGAUCAGAGUACUUCCGGUCCUUGUCGCACGACUCUGCGGAGGAAAUGGGAGAACAUGGCGGACAUGGUGAAUUCAACGAGGGAAACACAGGACUUGGUCUGACUGCUGAGGUCGAAUCGCCCUCAGAGAUGGAACGACCAAGGUCGAUGCACCCGCGCAUGAGUCGAAUCCCUGCGACUCCCGACGAGUCGAUUCCUGUUCCUCCCAAUCCUUUUCUUGCUACUAAUGGAGAACAACUGGACCAACUAGAUGACAAUGAGGGCUUUUUUGGAGCACGAAGAGACUAUUCUCCGCCAGACUUGGACCAUUUGACCAACGGAGCAACAGUACGCAGGUCGAUAGACGACGACGACCCGAACCCCCGGGAGUCAGCUCUAUGGGAAGACCACAUAUCUGUGGACCAUCCUCCGUCUCCCGCAGGCGAGAAACUUAGCCGACAGGUUUCGCAUGAUUCUGGACUUGCUCCUCCUCGGUCAACAUUCCCCAAACGUUCUUCAAGCAUCAUGUCUGCCCCAGUAGAAUAUCACGACGACGAAGCCACAGAUGCUUCCUUCUACUCACAACCACCACGAAAGAUGUCUGGCGGCAGUGCAUACUCAGGACCAGCACUUGUUUCUCCGGCCUUUCCAAACAAGAAUUAUCAAAGAUCUCCCUCUAUCAGCUCUGUAGCAUCCCUACCGCGUCCCUCGUUCAAUUUCUCUAGACCUCUGAGUCGGGCAGGAACCCCCAGUCUUGACAUGCCGUCUCGACAAGCAUCUUCGGAUAGCCAUCCGUCUUUCGUACUGGCAGAUGACACCGCUCAUACACCUGUGAGCAUGCAUAGCGAAGCCUUUCCGGACAUUGGUAUCGCAGAUGAUGGGCAAGGUGCACCAUCAUACAUCUAUUCCAAGUACUCGUUGCCGAGAGGCAAGGCCUUGCAACGAGGAUCUUUGUUAUUCAAUCCAGACGAUGUCGCCCAGUUUACCUGGGAGCAACAAAUGGUGCCCCCGAGCAACGUGCAGUCUUUUGCGCGAGGUGGACAAGCUCCACCGUCUCCCCCUUCAAGGCCUUCAAGCUCAUCUUCACGCCUCCUGGAUACUGCACAGGGAGCUGACUCACUCCUUAGACCAUCGCUCGAAAGGAGUAAGUUGUCUAACGAAGUUUCCGUGACCGGAGAGCCAUCUCCAGGUUUCAGUCGACCAUCGACAGAAGCAGACAGCCGGCUUUCAGAGGAUGUACCUAGAGGGCGUCCGCUGACGUCGCCAGUGCAUGACCAAGAUCGCGGUCGAACUCCUAUGUCAACGUCGACUAGUGAUUCGGCAAGUACCAUCAGACCAGCCAGGUCUCUCGCGCCAACCGCAGCCGAGAUGAGUGCCGAAGAACAUCUGACAAAGGGAAUCAAAUGUCAUGAGGAAGGCUCCGUCAAAGAAUCGACUUACCACCUGCGACUAGCUGCUCGAGGUGGCUCCUCAACAGGUAUGCUCUUGUAUGCGUUGGCCUGCAGACACGGAUGGGGUAUGCGACCAAAUCAAAAGGAGGGCGUUCAGUGGCUUCGAAAGGCAGCAGAAGGCGCAAGCUUGGAAAUCGCAGAGGACGAGGGACACGUCAAGGAUGGCAAAACGGUUGAUCCUACAGAGCGUAAGACUCGCAAGGCACAGUUUGCCCUGAGCAUCUACGAACUUGGCGUGAGCCACAUGAACGGCUGGGGUAUCGAGCAGGAUAAAUCACUUGCUCUACGAUGCUUUGAGAUCGCUGGCAAUUGGGGCGACGUUGAUGCUCUUGCUGAGGCUGGCUUUUGCUACGCCCAAGGGGUCGGUUGCAAGAAGGAUCUCAUGAAGAGUGCCAAGUUCUAUAGAAUGGCUGAAGCCAAGGGUAUGAGCAUGCCUGGCAACAGCUGGAUCCACAAGGCGAAAUACAGCGACGACGCUAGCAGUGUCAAGUCUAAGCAAGGCCGAAGUAAAUCGAGAGCCCGUGGUAAGAGUCUGUUUGGCAAGAGGGCCAAGGAAACACAAGAGGCUCUCCCUUGA
Messenger RNA from Pseudomassariella vexata, 2259 nucleotides. RefSeq lists its product as uncharacterized. The coding region runs from base 1 to 2259 and encodes 752 amino acids. The record is from RefSeq and is a predicted model, not a curated record. The transcript has 2 exons. Gene Ontology annotation, molecular function: protein binding. Lineage: Eukaryota; Fungi; Ascomycota; Sordariomycetes; Amphisphaeriales; Pseudomassariaceae.